Cygnus atratus (black swan) is the source of this 645-nucleotide messenger RNA. RefSeq names its product transmembrane 4 L six family member 19 (gene TM4SF19). The record is from RefSeq and is a predicted model, not a curated record. Gene Ontology annotation, cellular component: membrane. NCBI's taxonomy places the organism in Eukaryota, Metazoa, Chordata, Aves, Anseriformes, Anatidae. The transcript has 4 exons. The coding region runs from base 1 to 645 and encodes 214 amino acids.
AUGUGCGUGGGGAGGUGCAGCCGCAUCGUGGGCCCCUGCCUGCUGGCACUGGGCACACUCUCUGUGAUAGCCAACAUCCUCCUGCUCUUCCCUGUCGGGGCGUGGAAGUACCUGGUCGACGGGCACAUCACCAAACAGGCCAAGGUCAUGCCGGGCAUCUGGGGAGGAGGCAUCACCGUGCUGCUAGUGGCGACCCACAUCACAGCGGUGGGGUGGCGAUGCGCCGGCUGCUCCGACUGCGGCACCCGUCGCAAUGCCUUUCUCUCCGCCAUCCUCUCCAAGCUGGCACUCCUGGGCUCCGCCGCCUGCUUCAUCCUGUCUGGGGUGGGCCUGACCAACGGCCCCCUCUGCCUCUACAACGCCUCCGAGCAUGGCCGUGGCCCCACCUGGGGAUACCCUUUCUUGGACACCGGCAGCCAGGCGGUACUGGUGCCAGCGGAUUAUUUCCUGUACAAGCCGGACACCUGGGACACCUGCCUGGAGCCGGUGGGCAUCGUGGCUUGGAAUGUCGCCCUCUUCUCCCUCCUGCUGCUCGUCAGUGCUGCCGAGAUGGUGCUGGCCUCCAUCCAGAUCCUCAAUGGCUGUGCUGGCUGCCUCUGUGGCUUCUGCGAGGGGAAGCAGGGCCGCCCCACACGCCUGGACUGA